AUGGUGGACCGCGGCGCGACGUCGUGUGGGACGAGCGGGGUGCUGUACGCGGUCAUCGCCUUCCUCACGGCAUCGCAGUGCACGUGGGUCUACUCAUGCACGUACCGCACCAUGAUGCGCGCGCAGUUCGGCCUCCCCGAGGCGCCCUGCGCCGACUGCCUCGUCCACCUCUGCUGCGAGCCCUGCGCGCUCUGCCAGCAGCACAGGGAGCUCACGGCACGCGGCCUCGGCCCCGUCUACGGCUGGGACUUCAACGCCGCCACGUACCCGACGCCCGCGCAGGGGAUGCGACGACGCUGA
Messenger RNA from Miscanthus lutarioriparius, 300 nucleotides. Lineage: Eukaryota; Viridiplantae; Streptophyta; Magnoliopsida; Poales; Poaceae. The record is from the annotation of a GenBank genome assembly.